This is a messenger RNA of Strongylus vulgaris, 204 nucleotides long. The record is from the annotation of a GenBank genome assembly. NCBI's taxonomy places the organism in Eukaryota, Metazoa, Nematoda, Chromadorea, Rhabditida, Strongylidae.
GAUUCCGUUACCGCUAUAUCGUUCGUUGCCUUGGGUACAUCUGUACCUGAUACCUUUGCAUCGAAGGUGUCGGCCGUACAGGAUAAGUACGCUGAUAAUUCAAUCGGUAAUGUGACUGGAUCGAAUGCUGUCAAUGUAUUUUUGGGUAUUGGGAUUGCCUGGUCUGUAGCUGCGAUUUACCACUUCUUUAAUGGUACAAGGUAA